UAAAGUUGGAACUUAUAUUUGUAUAUGAACAGUGAAGGGAAAAGGGGGAAAACGUCAUUCAGGGGCGAGAUUCAUGGGUCCAGUCCAGUGAGGGAUCCUGUAUUUCAGCUCUUUCGGGGGCCCAAAACCAGCAUCGGUUCCCACUCCUCAGCUUUCUCUGCGUUUCAGUUCGAAUAUUUUAUUUUCUAACGAGCCAAACACCAAGCACCGAAAAAGGAAGACAGAAAAAUUCGUUAUAAGGCGCCAACGGCUGUUCGAUUUCUGGGUUGAUUUUCCAACACCCUUUUGAUUCCUGAAGUGAUUGAAACCUUGAUUAAGGUUCCCAUAAUCCCAUAUAAACAACUGAAGAGUGGUUCUCUUCUUCUCAUUGCCUUCCGCCGCUUUCAUAGCAAUGGUGACAUUGGUACAAGCACAAUAGAAAACGGGAAAUAAAAGGGCAGGGAAGAAGUUUGAGAACUGUUGUGAAACCAGCCAUUUCACUCCAAUUGUGCAAGAUGAGCCAACAGAGGCAAGGGACAGGUUCUCCAGUAGAGGCCCCAGCAAAAAGAAAACGUGGUCGUCCACGCAAGGAUGAGAAUCUGGUACCAGUGGUAAGAGCUGCAACAUCUGGAGCUGACAGUAGGAAGAAAAACACACAGAGCUCUGGUGCAAGUGGUGCGGUAUCUGUACGUAAUGAGGUGGUGGGUCAGCUGGUUUCUGGUGUUGUUGAAGGUUCUUUUAAUGAUGGAUAUCUCAUUAAUGUCAAGUUAUCCAACAGUAACGUUAAUUUGAGGGGUGCUGUUUUUCUUCCUGGGAGAUCCAUUCCUAUUACUGCUGCGAAUGAUGUGGCUCCUCAGAUACCAAUGAUUGAUAGAGUUGAGAUUGACAUCACAUCUCCAGACUCACAAACCAAGCUCCACGGUUCUGUGUCUUUGGUGGAGCAAAGUGAUAAGGCACCUAGUGAGCUCAACAGCAAGGUGUGCAGAGCGCCCGGUGAGGAUAAACCCGCUGAUCCUCAGUCUGGCAUCCCCAGUUCAAGUGAAAAGGAGCCAACCUCUGUUAUCUUGCCACUGGUUGAUAGCAUACAGGUAAGUGCCGCUGGUCUUUCUUCUGGGGAAAAGAUUAAGCCUCCGAUUGCGGAGUUCGACUCUGGAAACCAGAGUGCCUCUGUUUUGGUGCAGUCAGACCCUAAAGUUUUUGAGCAGAACGAUAUGGUGAUUGAAGCUUCUGGAAUGGAAAAGGUGCCAAAUACCGAUGAAGAGAUGACUGGAGGAUCAAAACAAGAUGGAGCAUCUGCAUCCAUAACUGAAAAUUUUCCAGGUACUGAAACUGCCCAACAAGAGUUUCUUACACCAAGUCAGGGUGGGAAUUCUGAAGUCCAGCAUAACGACUCAGCUUGUGAUGGACCGAAAAGCCCAGACCUUGAAGCUAACAAACCUCCUGCAUUUGCUGAACCUGAAGUCAUUUCUGAACCUAUUGGAAUCAACAUUUCAUUGGAAAACCAGCCUUCAUCUAUGGAUGCUAAACCAGAAGAGGAUACUCCCCAGGAACUUGCUACCAACAUUGUAGGUGAUGGUAACACAUCCAACUUGAACAGAACGGCAGCAAGUGAUUCCGCUGUCAUUACGGAUACAAACUCACUCUCUCCACCAGUGGUUCCUUCUGAACCCAGUCUUGUAGCUGAAGGACCUGUUCUCCCAACAGUGAUGGAACCAGAAAUCUGUGCUUCCCCAGGUGCUGCUAACAUUUUGGACUGUAAUACCAAUGACACCAUUGCGCCUACAGAAUUGUAGCUCUAUUUUAGAGUUGUCACAGAUUGUGGAAGGUUUCAAGGAAUGAAACAGGCGAUGCUAGUUAGAAGUUGGGAUUGCAGUUGAGUACUAGGUUAUGGGGCUUCACCCUUUUAUGUUCUUGUCCUGUUACUUAUAUUUAAACUUGUUGAAUGUUAUCCUUGAUGUCCUUUCAUCAGAAUUUUAACUAUUUGAACAUUUGGGCAUUUCUUUGAUUAGAAUGUGCAAGAUAAACCAUUUUAUCGAAUGACUAUUGGAUAAGUUGUACU
Molecule: messenger RNA, 2038 nt
Organism: Tripterygium wilfordii
Lineage: Eukaryota; Viridiplantae; Streptophyta; Magnoliopsida; Celastrales; Celastraceae
Exons: 3
Coding region: 495-1772 (425 amino acids)
Source: RefSeq, a predicted model, not a curated record